This is a messenger RNA of Sinocyclocheilus rhinocerous, 806 nucleotides long. Its product is annotated as glycine-rich cell wall structural protein 2-like. Lineage: Eukaryota; Metazoa; Chordata; Actinopteri; Cypriniformes; Cyprinidae. The record is from RefSeq and is a predicted model, not a curated record. The transcript has 3 exons. Gene Ontology annotation, biological process: innate immune response; antibacterial humoral response. Gene Ontology annotation, cellular component: extracellular region. Bases 21 to 785 code for a protein of 254 amino acids. Gene Ontology annotation, molecular function: serine-type endopeptidase inhibitor activity.
GCGAAACCCCUGAUUUUCAAAUGCUGAAACUGCACUCCCUGGUCUUCUCUAAUGAUCCUCUAGUGAACGGUUUCUGUCCGGCGAGGCUGAUGGUCGUGCCGUCCCGCCGAGGAUGUUCUUCUGAUAAAGACUGCCCUGGAGGACACAAAUGCUGUCGAUUUGACACUGGGCCUGUUUGCGUGCUGCCUGUUUUCAUGAAGCCAGGUCAAUGUCCCAUACCAGAGAUGAUUCCACCUUGUGCUAAAAGCUGUUUCCAUGAUGGCCAGUGUCCUGCCACACAGAAAUGUUGCCCAACCACCGGUGGCUUUGCAUGCAGUGAACCACAUGGUCAGGGAAGAGGUCAGGCAAGUUGUCAGGGCAGCGGCCAGGGCAGCGGCCUGGGCAGCGGCCAGGGCAGCGGCCUGGGCAGCGGCCAGGGCCAGGGCAGCGGCGAGGGCCAGGGCAGCGGCCAGGGCCAUGGAAGCGGCCAGGGAAGCGGCCAUGGCCAGGGAAGCGGCCAGGGCCAGGGAAGCGGUUAUGGCCAGGGCCAGGGAAGCGGUCAGGGCCAGGGUCAGGGCCAGGGAAGCGGUUAUGGCCAGGGAAGCGGUCAGGGUCAAGGCCAGGGUCAGGGACAGGGUCAUGGAAGCGGCCAGGGUCAGGGUCAGUGCCAGUGCCAGGGCCAGGGAAACGGCCAGUGCCAGUGCCAGGGUCAGGGCCAGGGAAGCGGCCAGGGUCAGGGAGGCGGCCAGGGAAGCGGCUAUGGCCAGGGAAGCAGUCAAGGGAGUGGUCGGCGACAUGGUCAUUGAAAUGGUCAUGGGAAUUUUGCA